Aureobasidium uvarum is the source of this 360-nucleotide messenger RNA. The record is from the annotation of a GenBank genome assembly. Lineage: Eukaryota; Fungi; Ascomycota; Dothideomycetes; Dothideales; Saccotheciaceae.
AUGGCGUCUUCGAACCUCUUCUCAGGCGCAACAGGCAUCCUUCGCGCUUCUCAACGCGAAAUCGACGAGUACAAGAGCAUAAACCCGCAAUUCUCUGUCCACCUUUACAAGCGCCAGCAAGAGAUAUCGUCAAACGAGAUUGUCAAGCUGGAAAUUGGCAUCUGGGCUACGGGUGUGCAUUACGAUGCUGGUGAAAGCAUUCCUGUCAGGAUUGGUGGACAGCAGCCUGCCAUUACCGAGUUUACCAGUUUCUCGGGGCCGAGACCGGAGCAUGAGUUGAAUAAAGGUGAACACAUCAUUCACCCUGGUCCUGACCACCCCAGCAAGAUCAUGUUGCCAUUCAUAAAUAUCAAGGUUUGA